Ixodes scapularis (black-legged tick) is the source of this 2737-nucleotide messenger RNA. RefSeq lists its product as uncharacterized. Gene Ontology annotation, biological process: regulation of formation of translation initiation ternary complex; positive regulation of translation. The coding region runs from base 22 to 1686 and encodes 554 amino acids. Gene Ontology annotation, molecular function: translation initiation factor activity; eukaryotic initiation factor 4E binding. The record is from RefSeq and is a predicted model, not a curated record. Gene Ontology annotation, cellular component: cytoplasm; RNA cap binding complex. The transcript has 16 exons. Lineage: Eukaryota; Metazoa; Arthropoda; Arachnida; Ixodida; Ixodidae.
GGCAUCGACGACGCAGCUUCCAUGAUCUUCGGCGCUUUCAGCCUAGAAGUGUUCGUGGUCAAGGUCACCAUGUCUGGCAAGUCGAUGAAAGGCAUUCGUAAACUGGAACGACCUCGUCCGCUUCACCUAAAUUCAGAUCAGGAGAAAGGUUCAACAGGCACUCUCAGCCCCACUGACAACGCACCGCUACGAAACGGUACAACGGACGAGGAGAUACUGAGCGAGCUGGAAGGACUUCAUAUAUCUGUGAACAAUGGCAACCUGGACAAGACAACUUUGUCUCAGAUUGUUCAUGUCUGCAAUCUCCUCAAGUUAAAAGGAGCCCUUAUUGAAUCGUCAUUCAAAGAACAACUGGACUGUUAUUUUGUCACCCUGCGCAAUGCCUCUCGGGAUGAAAGGCUUGAUGUGAUGGAUCGUCUGAGGCUGCUGGAAGUAAUUGAGUUACGUGCAAUGGGCUGGAAGUUCAACGAGAAUCUCGAAGAAUACUACAAGCGCAAGUACAUAGAACUUGAGAUUUCCCAGAGUUACGACUUUACCCCACUCGCAAACUCGUCGUCAACUCAGCUGGCCUAUGCAACUCGGCCUUUGCAGCAGGCGUCCCUUUCUGUCUCAGCAUCACCGCCGCUUUCUCUCCAGCCCACCCAAGUGCUCAAAAGUUCGGUGAAGUUUGGAAAACCUGCCAAAAUUUCCGGUCGUAACUUUCUGAAAGAUGAAAUUGUCAUUAGAAACUCUGACUCUGGAAAAGUCAGUCCUGGUGUGAGGGACAGGCUUGUGCAAAUCACUGGAGCCAAUGAAAACAAUAUUUUGAGGGCCAAAGAUCUGAUUGAAAAUACCAUCCGCAGAAAUGCCUCUCCCAUCAGGGAUGUGUGUGACGAGGGCUCUCCAAACUAUGGGAUGGUGGUUGCAAAGGAAAAUCAGACCAGCUCUGGCCCGAAGCCCUCCCUUGUGCACAGCUAUAGUAUGGGCGACGCCAGUAUGAGGGAAUACACGAGGGAUGUGAGCGUCGGGAGGGACACAAUUCAUAUCAACGGUCACAAGGAAAUCCUAGUCGAGACUGCUAAACUAGUCUUGGAAAAGUACUUCGGCGGGCAAUGUGACUAUGCAAACAAGGUCACGGUGGAUAUUCUGUCGCCACCGAACCGGAGCUCCUGCGUGUCUCCUGAGCCGGGGUUCCUUUCCAACAGCCGAAGUGUGUCUGACUUGGGCAGUGCUACGUCCUGGCAUGGGUUAGCUUCGAGGAGGCGCAGUGGUCCUGCCAGUAGUCAAGCCAGUAGUUCCAGCGAUGAAGAGACAUUCAAGGAUGACAGUGGUGAUCUGGAUUCAUCGGACAAGGGUGUGGCACCUUCCCCGAAGCAUGUUGUGAAGUCCACCAGCAUUGCAAAAAGACUUCCAGCACAGAUGAAAUCUGUUGCAGAGCCUCCUCCAGUAUCCAGGCAGUCUAAGGUUCCCAGCUACAUGCCGGACAUGGCUCCCAAGGUUGACCAUACGGAAGUGCCUGCUGCUGCUUCUGUGACGGCUGCUGACCCGCCAUCGUCGUCUCCUGCCAAAAAGAACUAUUCUCGAGAUUUCCUUCUCGGCUGUGCUCGCUCGCCAUAUGCCACUGAAGUGCCUCCUGAUUUUCCUUCUCUGGAUCCCAACGUUGCAAACCUAAUGGUCAAGCAGAAAGUAACAAAUGCCCAUCGUUGAGUUGAGACAUUUCAUGUGCGAGGUCACCAUGCUCUGCCGUUGAUUGAAACAAGCAAUCGCUCAACUAAUGUCAAGGAGGCCAAAUGUGAACAAACUUACGUAUGUUAGCUAAUCACCAAAAGAAUGUUGUCUGACAUUUUUGCUCCUUUUAUCUAUGUCACAACAGAUCGUCAGUGCUUACAUCUUGUGCGUGUGGUGUGGUUAAGAAGGGAAACGGCAUUGAAUUCCUUGUCCCUCUGAUCACAUGCAUAUACACAAUUACUCAAGGCACUUCUCAAGAAAAACAAUAUCAAUGCAUAGCCUUUAUUCCUAUUCCUUUAGAACAGCUAGUGAAAGAAGAAAAAACUCAUGCUGUUUGCAUUUAUGUCAACAUUAUAGCUUGUUUGUCCAACUUUGCCAUGAAUAUCAUUUUAUAAUAGGAAACAAGCCUAAUGUUUGAGGCUGAAAUGAUUUGCCUGUUGGUGCUUCCAAGAUGUUUCAUAAAAUUGAAUAAUGUAUAAAACUGCAUUGAAAAAAAAAAAAAAUAGGUCAUCUUUCAGAUUGACCUGUAUUUUGUUACUUGUGUGUUCUAGAGUUUCUUGUGUGUGUGGUGCAUGCCUCCUCAUUUGAGACUGUACCUUUGACACAGCGCUAUGUCAGAUGUCCUAGUCGAAGAGUGCGCACAUUGCGAAACAGGUGUGUUCUAUUGGAUGUUGUUUAAAUAAAAUGUGUGCGAUUGAUUUCAUGUCGGGCAGGUGUGUGCCUUAUUUUAUAGCUCAUCAGUAACUGAAGGCAAAGCAAUUUUUGCGGGACCAGAGCCUUCUCGUAAGACUGCAUUCUCACUUAGAAAGUUUACAACAUAGAGUAAGCCCUAAAAACCGGCAACUGGCUGUAGCUCAGUCGAAAUUUCUUCGAACGGGCAUUUUACUGCAAUAUUUUAGUGCAUUGUAAAGCUUUUGACUGUGGCCAUUUAAUCGAAUAAAUGAGGUUAGACAGUGGGUGGGAAUCUGUUCAUGUUCGUUGCCCCUGUGGUCGCCCAACUUCCUCAUUACCCACCAAACUGGCUUGUUGC